Gorilla gorilla gorilla (western lowland gorilla) is the source of this 4587-nucleotide messenger RNA. RefSeq names its product sperm associated antigen 5 (gene SPAG5). The record is from RefSeq and is a predicted model, not a curated record. Lineage: Eukaryota; Metazoa; Chordata; Mammalia; Primates; Hominidae. The transcript is spliced from 24 exons. Gene Ontology annotation, biological process: regulation of attachment of spindle microtubules to kinetochore; cell division. The coding region runs from base 880 to 4458 and encodes 1192 amino acids.
CCGUGCAUAGGAGAUCCAAGACAGCAGAAGGCAGGAGCCGGCGGGACAGGGAGGAAGAGCGGCUCUGCCGUUUACUAUCUGUGUGACGCUGAGCAAAUUACACACGGUCUCUCUGACUCAGCUCCUUCCUGUCACAAAUGGGGAUAUUUAUAGUAUUUCUCACUACGUAGGUCCUUAUGCGCAUUAAAUGAGCUACUACACGGCAUUCGGCAUAGCGCCAGGCACACACUCAAUGUUCAAUACGUGUAGGCGGUUAGCCCAGUAAACUGGUAGCCGGCCUGAGUAAGUCCCAGGAAAAGCCCAGAAACUCUGGAGACAUUACAGCCCAGGUCGAGAACCAUGGCCCGGGCCGUCCCGGACGCGGGCCCACCAAGCCUAGGGAAGCCGCUCGGCACCGCUUCGGCUUCUAGACUCCCUGGCCGGCUCUUUCCCGUCAAGGCUGCGGCUGGAGAGGACUGAGGGAGACCUAGGGAGAGGAUUCCUCUUCUCCAUCCACGGAGACAACUUGGAUAUGAACACCAUGGAUGUGAGAAGGUCCGCUGGAAGCAGGAGGGAUGGACUCCUGGACUCUCCAGCUACCUGCGUGGUCCUCCCCGGUGUGAGGACACAAGACCGGUCCUGGGCUGGGCCCGCAUCCAGCCCUACCGCCGGUGUCUGAGGUGAGGAUUCCGUCAGCGGAAAGCGCUCGACGACGGAGGGGCAGGCAGGGCUGGGGGCGUGGUCAACGCGGGCCCCGCCCCCCGGGCUCUACCCCCGAGCGGACGCGCCCGCCUGAAGCAGCCAAUCAGGAAGCGCAGAGCAGGUUCAAACACAGACGGCGGGUGAACAUGGCGUCCUCGACUUGGUCUGAGAUGUGAUCGGCCUGCCUUCUGGUUGAAGAUGUGGCGAGUGAAAAAACUGAGCCUCAGCCUGUCGCCUUCGCCCCAGACGGGAAAACCAGCUAUGAGAACUCCUCUCCGUGAACUUACCCUGCAGCCCGGUGCCCUCACCAACUCUGGAAAAAGGCCCCCCACUUGCUCCUCGCUGACCCCAUCACUGUGCAAGCUGGGGCUGCAGGAAGGCAGCAACAACUCAUCUCCAGUGGAUUUUGUAAAUAACAAGAGGACAGACUUCUCUUCAGAACAUUUCAGUCAUUCCUCAAAGUGGCUAGAAACUUGUCAGCAUGAAUCAGAUGAGCAGCCUCUAGAUCCAAUUCCCCAAAUUAGCUCUACUCCUAAAACGUCUGAGGAAGCAGUAGACCCACUGGGCAAUUAUAUGGUUAAAACCAUCGUCCUUGUACCAUCUCCACUGGGGCAGCAACAAGACAUGACAUUUGAGGCCCAUUUAGAUACCAUGGCAGAGACAAACAGCAUAUCUUUAAAUGAACCUUUGAGAACAGACGAUCUGGUGAGAGAGGAGGUGGCACCCUGCAUGGGAGACAGGUUUUCAGAAGUUGCUGCUGUAUCUGAGAAACCUAUCUUUCAGGAAUCUCCGUCCCAUCUCUUAGAGGAGUCUCCACCAAAUCCCUGUUCUGAACAACUACAUUGCUCCAAGGAAAGCCUGAGCAGUAGAACUGAGGCUGUGCGUGAGGACUUAGUACCUUCUGAAAGUAACGCCUUCUUGCCUUCCUCUGUUCUCUGGCUUUCCCCUUCAACUGCCUUGGCAGCAGAUUUCCGUGUCAAUCAUGUGGACCCAGAGGAGGAAAUUGUAGAGCAUGGAGCUAUGGAGGAAAGAGAAAUGAGGUUUCCCACACACCCUAAGGAGUCUGAAACAGAAGAUCAAGCACUUGUCUCAAAUGUGGAAGAUAUUCUGUCCACAUGCCUGACACCAAAUCUAGUAGAAAUGGAAUCCCAAGCAGCUCCAGGCCCAGCAGUAGAAGAUGUUGGUAGGAUUCUUGGCUCUGAUACAGAGUCUUGGAUGUCCCCACUGGCCUGGCUGGAAAAAGGUGUAAAUACCUCCGUCAUGCUGGAAAAUCUCCGCCAAAGCUUAUCCCUUCCCUCGAUGCUUCGGGAUGCUGCAAUUGGCACUACCCCUUUCUCUACUUGCUCGGUGGGGACUUGGUUUACUCCUUCAGCACCACAGGAAAAGAGUACAAACACAUCCCAGACAGGCCUGGUUGGCACCAAGGACAGUACUGAGACAGAGCAGCUCCUGUGUGGCCGGCCUCCAGAUCUGACUGCCUUGUCUCGACAUGACUUGGAAGAUAACCUGCUGAGCUCUCUUGUCAUUCUGGAGGUUCUCUCCCGCCAGCUUCGGGACUGGAAGAGCCAGCUGGCUGUCCCUCACCCAGAAACCCAGGACAGUAGCACACAGACUGACACAUCUCACAGUGGGAUAACUAAUAAACUUCAGCAUCUUAAGGAGAGCCAUGAGAUGGGACAGGCCCUACAGCAGGCCAGAAAUGUCAUGCAAUCAUGGGUGCUUGUCUCUAAAGAGCUGAUAUCCUUGCUUCACCUAUCCCUGUUGCAUUUAGAAGAAGAUAAGACUACUGUGAGUCAGGAGUCUCGGCGUGCAGAAACAUUGGUCUCUUGCUGUUUUGAUUUGCUGAAGAAAUUGAGGGCAAAGCUCCAGAGCCUCAAAGCAGAAAGGGAGGAGGCAAGGCACAGAGAGGAAAUGGCUCUCAGAGGCAAGGAUGCGGCAGAGAUAGUGUUGGAGGCUUUCUGUGCACACGCCAGCCAGCGCAUCAGCCAGCUGGAACAGGACCUAGCAUCCAUGCGGGAAUUCAGAGGCCUUCUGAAGGACGCCCAGACCCAACUGGUAGGGCUUCAUGCCAAGCAAGAAGAGCUGGUUCAGCAGACAGUGAGUCUUACUUCUACCUUGCAACAAGACUGGAGGUCCAUGCAACUGGAUUAUACAACAUGGACAGCUUUGCUGAGUCGGUCCCGACAACUCACAGAGAAACUCACAGUCAAGAGCCAGCAAGCCCUGCAGGAACGUGAUGUGGCAAUUGAGGAAAAGCAGGAGGUUUCUAGGGUGCUGGAACAAGUCUCUGCCCAGUUAGAGGAGUGCAAAGGCCAAACAGAACAACUGGAGUUGGAAAACAGUCAUCUAGCAACAGAUCUCCGGGCUCAGUUGCAGAUUCUGGCCAACAUGGGCAGCCAGCUAAAAGAGCUACAGAGUCAGCAUACCCAUUGUGCCCAGGACCUGGCUAUGAAGGAUGAGUUACUCUGCCAGCUUACCCAGAGCAAUGAGGAGCAGGCUGCUCAAUGGCAAAAGGAAGAGAUGGCACUAAAACACAUGCAGGCAGAACUGCAGCAGCAACAAGCUGUCCUGGCCAAAGAGGUGCGGGACCUGAAAGAGACCUUGGAGUUUGCAGACCAGGAGAAUCAGGUUGCUCACCUGGAGCUGGGUCAGGUUGAGUGUCAAUUGAAAACCACACUGGAAGUGCUCCGGGAGCGCAGCUUGCAGUGUGAGAACCUCAAGGACACUGUAGAGAACCUAACGGCUAAACUGGCCAGCACCAUAGCAGAUAACCAGGAGCAAGAUCUGGAGAAAACACGGCAGUACUCUCAAAAGCUAGGGGUGCUGACUGAGCAACUACAGAGCCUGACUCUCUUUCUACAGACAAAACUAAAGGAGAAGACUGAAAAAGAGACCCUUCUGCUGAGUACAGCCUGUCCUCCCACCCAGGAACACCCUCUGCCUAAUGACAGGACCUUCCUGGGAAGCAUCUUGACAGCAGUGGCAGAUGAAGAGCCAGAAUCAACUCCUGUGCCCUUGCUUGGAAGUGACAAAAGUGCUUUCACCCGAGUAGCAUCAAUGGUUUCCCUUCAGCCCGCAGAGACCCCAGGCAUGGAGGAGAGCCUGGCAGAAAUGAGUAUUAUGACUACUGAGCUUCAGAGUCUUUGUUCCCUGCUACAAGAGUCUAAAGAAGAAGCUAUCAGGACUCUGCAGCGAAAAAUUUGUGAGCUGCAAGCUAGGCUGCAGGCCCAGGAAGAACAGCAUCAGGAAGUCCAGAAGGCAAAGGAAGCAGACAUAGAGAAGCUGAACCAGGCCUUGUGCUUGCGCUACAAGAAUGAAAAGGAGCUCCAGGAAGUGAUACAGCAGCAGAAUGAGAAGAUCCUAGAACAGAUAGACAAGAGUGGCGAGCUCAUAAGCCUUAGAGAGGAGGUGACCCACCUUACCCGCUCACUUCGGCGUGCGGAGACAGAGACCAAAGUGCUCCAGGAGGCCCUGGCAGGCCAGCUGGACUCCAACUGCCAGCCUAUGGCCACCAAUUGGAUCCAGGAGAAAGUGUGGCUCUCUCAGGAGGUGGACAAACUGAGAGUGAUGUUCCUGGAGAUGAAAAAUGAGAAGGAAAAACUCAUGAUCAAGUUCCAGAGCCAUAGAAAUAUCCUAGAGGAGAAUCUUCGGCGCUCUGACAAGGAGUUAGAAAAACUAGAUGACAUUGUUCAGCAUAUUUAUAAGACCCUGCUCUCUAUUCCAGAGGUGGUGAGGGGAUGCAAAGAACUACAGGGAUUGCUGGAAUUUCUGAGCUAAGAAACUGAAAGCCAGAAUCUGCUUCACCCCUUUUUACCUGCAAUACCCCCUUACCCCAAUACCAAGACCAACUGGCAUAGAGCCAACUGAGAUAAAUGCUAUUUAAAUAAAGUGUAUUUAAUGAAUUUC